CGAACGUACGGAAGCGCACGAUAAGAGUACGUAAUCUCGACCAGUAGAUGAUAACGACAAGGGCGUUGUCAAAGUCGUUAAAAUCCUGCCGAACCCUAAUAGUGUUAAGCCAUAAAAGAAUCGAUCGUUUCGAAUAAUUUUUAUUAGAUUAAAAUUGUUUGGUCAGUUUGGGUUUUAGACAUUUUAAAAUAAAAGGAUUAUUUUUUUCGAUACAUAAAGGAUAACUUCACACUUUAUAAGGAAUGGAACUUUCACUUCUAUCAAUCGCCAUGGUGGUCACUUGCGUUCUAUCAUCAACUUCAACAAUAGCGCAAACUAACGCUGACAACACAACAAUUGCAACAACAUUAACAAAUUCAACGGACAACACUUCAAUGGAAAAUCAAACAGUUACAACAACAACAGUGCAAAUUGGCAAUAGCUCAACAGGCAAUUCAACUGAAAAUUCAACAAUUGCAACAACAGUUUCGACCACGGACAAGACACCAACAGAAAAUGCAACAAUUUCAACAACAGUAACAACCACUGACAAAACUUCAAUAGAAAAUGCAACAAAUGCAGCAACAUUUACUACCACUUACAACACUUCAACAGAAAAUGCAACAAUUGCAACAACAGUUUCGACAACUGACAACACUUCAACAGAAAAUGCAACAAUUGCAACAACAGUUGUGACAACUGACAAUACUUCAAUAGAAAAUGCAACAAUUGCAACAACAGUGACAACCACCCACAACAUUUCAACAGAAAAUGCAACAAUUUCAACAACAGAUACGUCAACUGACAAUACUUCAAUAGAAAAUGCAUCAAUUUCAACAACAGUUACGACCACUGACAACACUUCAACAGAAAAUACAAUAAUUGCAACAACAGUUACGCCCAUCGACAAAACUACAACAGAAAAUGCAACAAUUGCAGCUACAUUUACGACCAUUGACAUCACUUCAAAAGCAAAUGCAACACUUGCAACAACAGUUACGUCCACUUACAAUACUUUAACAGAAUAUGCGUCAAUUUCAACAACAGUUAUGGCCACUGACAGUACUUUAACAGCAAAUGCAACAAUUAAAGCAACAGUGACGCCCACGUACAAUAUUUCAACAAAAAAUGCAACAAUUUCAACAACAGUGACGCCCACUGACAAUAUUUCAACAGAAAAUGCAACAAUUGAAACAACAGUUACGACCACUUACAAUACUUCAACAGAAAAUGCAACCAUGUCAACAACAGUAAUGACCACUGACAGUUCUUUAACAGAAAAUGCAACAAGUUCUACAAAAGUUACGCCCACUUACAAUACUUCAACAGAAAGUGCAACCAUUGAAACAACAGUGGCGCCCACUUACAAUACUUCAACAGAAAAUGCAACCAUGUCAACAACGGUAAUGACCACUGAGAGUUCUUCAACAGAAAAUGCAACAAUUUCAACAACAGUAACGCCCACUUACAAUACUUCAACAGAAAAUGCAACAAUUGAAACAACAGUGGCGCCUACUUACAAUACUUCAACAGAAAAUGCAACCAUGUCAACAACAGUAAUGACCACUGACAGUUCUUCAACAGAAAAUGCAACAAGUUCUACAACAGUUACGCCCACUUACAAUACUUCAACAGAAAAUGCAACAAUUGAAACAACAGUGGCGCCCACUUACAAUACUUCAACAGAAAAUGCAAUCAUGUCAACAACAGUAAUGACCACUGACAGUUCUUCAACAGAAAAUGCAACAAGUUCUACAACAGUUACGCCCACUAACAAUACUUCAACAGAAAAUGCAACAAUUGCAACAACAGUUUCGACAACUGACAACACUUCAACAGAAAAUGCAACAAUUGCAACAACAGUUGUGACAACUGACAAUACUUCAAUAGAAAAUGCAACAAUUGAAACAACAGUGGCGCCCACUUACAAUACUUCAACAGAAAAUGCAACCAUGUCAACAACGGUAAUGACCACUGACAGUUCUUCAACAGAAAAUGCAACAAUUGAAACAACAGUGGCGCCCACUUACAAUACUUCAACAGAAAAUGCAACCAUGUCAACAACAGUAAUGACCACUGACAGUUCUGCAACAGAAAAUGCAACAAGUUCUACAACAGUUACGCCCACUUACUACACUUCAACAGAAAAAGCAACCAUUGAAACAACAGUGGCGCCCACUUACAAUACUUCAACAGAAAAUGCAACCAUGUCAACAACAGUAAUGACCACUGAAAGUUCUUCAACAGAAAAUGCAACAAGUUCUACAACAGUUACGUCCACUUACAAUACUUCAACAGAAAAUGCAACAAUUGAAACAACAGUGGCGCCCACUUACAAUACUUCAACAGAAAAUGAAACCAUGUCAACAACAGUGAUGACCACUGACAGUUCUUCAUCAGAAAAUGCAACAAGUUCUACAACAGUUACGCCCACUUACAAUACUUCAACAGAAAAUGCAACAAUUGAAACAACAGUGGCGCCCACUUACAAUACUUCAACAGAAAAUGCAACCAUGUCAACAACGGUAAUGACCACUGACAGUUCUUCAACAGAAAAUGCAACAAUUGCAACAACAGUGACGCCCACUUACAAUACUUCAACAGAACAGGCAACAAUUGAAACAACAGUGGCGCCCACUUACAAUACUUUAACAGAAAAUGUAACAAUUGAAACGACAGUGGCGCCCAUUUACAAUACUUCAACAGAAAAUGCAGCAAUUUCAACAACAAUGGCGCCCACUUACAAUACUUCAACAGAAAAUGCAACAAUUGAAACAACAGUGGCGCCCAUUUACAAUACUUCAACAGAAAAUACAACCAUGUCAACAACAGUAACGACCACUGACAGUUAUUCAACAGAAAAUGCAGCAAUUUCAACAACAGUUACGCCCAUUUACAAUACUUCAACAGAAAAUGCAACAAUUGAAACAACCAGUGGCGCCCAUUUACAAUACUUCAACAGAAAAUGCAACAAUUUCAACAACAGUAACGCCCACUUACAAUACUUCAACAGAAAAGCAGCAAUUUCAACAACAGUGACGCCCAUUUACAACACUUCAACAGAAAAAGCAACAAUUGAAACAACAGUGGCACCCACUUACAAUACUUCAACAGGAAAUGCAACCAUGUCAACAACAGUAAUGACCACUGACAGUUCUUCAACAGAAAAUGCAGCAAUUUCAACAACAGUGACGCCCAUUUACAAUACUUCAACAGAAAAUGCAACAAUUGCAACAACAGUUUCACCCACUGACAACACUUCAACAGAAAAUGCAACAACUGUAACAACAGUUCCACCCACUGACAACACUUCAACAGAAAAUGCAACAAUUGUAACAACAGUUCCAUCCACUGACAACACUUCAACAGAAAAUGCCACAAUUAUAACAACAGUUCCACCAACUGACAACACAUCAACAGAAAAUGCUAGUGUCAUCUCAACGAAAAAGUCAACCUCUACUUCAGCAGUCACGUCAGUAAGUCCAACGACUAUUGUCCCAACUGCUUUCCCAACUUCGAAGCCAGAUUUAGAUAAGGCGGUCUAUGUUUUCAACUUUGAACUAAAGAUAGAGGGACGCUUUUCGGAAUUAGAGAGCGAUAAAGAAGGAAAAUUUGAAAAAGUCUUUGAAUAGAACGCUUAUUGAAAACAUUUUCGUCGGUACACCUGGGGUCACAUUACGGUUUACAUUUAGACCGGGAAGUAUUAUCGCAGCCGUUACAUCAGAGAUUGCGCAGAAGGACCUUGAAAAGGAUAAGAAAAAUAUUACACAAGUCCUGGAAAUUAU
This is a messenger RNA of Ruditapes philippinarum (Manila clam), 3764 nucleotides long. RefSeq names its product mucin-2-like. The record is from RefSeq and is a predicted model, not a curated record. NCBI's taxonomy places the organism in Eukaryota, Metazoa, Mollusca, Bivalvia, Venerida, Veneridae.